Anguilla anguilla (European eel) is the source of this 2522-nucleotide messenger RNA. RefSeq names its product neuropeptide FF receptor 1-like. Gene Ontology annotation, cellular component: membrane. Gene Ontology annotation, molecular function: neuropeptide receptor activity; peptide binding. The record is from RefSeq and is a predicted model, not a curated record. NCBI's taxonomy places the organism in Eukaryota, Metazoa, Chordata, Actinopteri, Anguilliformes, Anguillidae. The transcript is spliced from 4 exons. Gene Ontology annotation, biological process: G protein-coupled receptor signaling pathway. Bases 314 to 1534 code for a protein of 406 amino acids.
AGGUAGAAAGUAGACUGCUGAUAUUUUCAUAUUUUUGUACAAGCACAUCAGUAAAAUGCAUGAUUUCGUUCAUAUUGAGCUGACGCAAUGACAUGGAUUGACAUAAAUAGACGCAAUGAGAAAUCGAUAUUUCCCUUAUUUCGUACUUGAAAAUUACUAUGUCAAGGUUUCAAAUGACAUCAGCCUAUGCUACUUUUUCUGUAUUUUAUGAUACCUUCUUGAGACUGUUGAGAAUAUAUAUUUUAAGAAGAAACAGGAUUUUAAAAAAUUUGAUCUGUCAUCUUCAGACCAGCACAUCAGAUAUUUUUGAAAUAUGCAAGGCUCAGCUGUUUUUCCAUCUCCCAACAUGAGCUCAUUGGACUGGAAAAAAGGACACUACGGUUCAACCCUGCAGGACAUGAACAAUUACACUUUCUCCACAUACUACCAACACUCUCUCCCUGUCGCAAUUAUAUUUAUCUUCGCCUACAUCUUGAUUUUCUUUUUGUGCAUGACUGGUAACAUAGUUGUUUGCUUCAUUUUAUUAAAGAACAAACAGAUGAGGACUGUCACUAACAUUUUCAUUCUAAAUCUGGCCAUAAGUGAUCUCCUUGUAGGCAUAUUUUGCUUGCCUAUUACCCUUAUGGACAAUUUAAUAACAGGAUGGCCGUUUGAUAUAUUUAUUUGCAAGAUGAGUGGCCUAAUACAAGGAGCAUCGGUGUCAGCAUCUGUCUUCACCCUUGUGGCCAUUGCAGUGGAAAGGUUUCGGUGUAUCAUCUACCCAUUUCAGCAGAAGCUCACCCAAAAACAAGCCUCUGUCACCAUUGCGUUUAUUUGGACCCUGGCUGUCAUCAUCAUGUGUCCAUCUGCAGUGAUACUGACCGUCUCCAGGGAUGAGUACCACUUCAUGGUGGACAGUCAGAACAACACCUAUCCGCUCUACACCUGCUGGGAGGCCUGGCCCGAGAAGGAGAUGCGAAAGAUCUACACCACGGUGCUCUUCUCCCACAUCUAUCUCGCGCCGGUCACCCUCAUCAUCAUCACGUACGCCUGCAUCGCCCUCAAGCUCUUCAGGUCCGCCGCCUCCGUCGGGGACGCCCACGCCGACGACGACAGACACAGGGUCUCCCGGAAGAAGAUCAGGGUCAUCAACAUGCUGAUUUUUUUGGCGCUGCUGUUCACGGUCACCUGGCUGCCCCUGUGGACCCUGAUGCUCCUGACGGACUACAGCAACCUGACCGCCAGCCAGCUCAACCUGGUGACGGUCUACAUCUUCCCUUUCGCCCACUGGCUGGCCUUCUUCAACAGCAGCGUCAACCCCUUCAUCUUUGGCUACUUCAACGAGAACUUCAGGCGUGGGUUCCAGGCGGCCUUCAGGUUCCAGCUCUGCUUCCUGAAGAUGCGGAGCCAUCGCAGAGCAUCAAAGAGGAGGACGCAUAACCGUGUUUUUGUGGAGGUCCAGCCUCACAAAUCUGGCAGUCACGAAAACAGGAAGCGUAAAGGUAUACACGGUGGAAAAAAACAAAAUGAGCUCGUGCUGGAAGACCUUGAUUAGAAAACGUAAUUAAUUAUCUAUCCAUCCUGUGGCAAGGUUGCGAUCGAGAGAAAAUGUGAAUUGUAAUUCUAAAACUAAACUUAUCUUACUUUGAGUGAAAUGAAGUAGGCUACAAAUAAUGCUUUGCCAUUCUGAUCAAAACAAAUUUUUGCCACAUGGGCUAAUAAUUAAAAAACCCUGGGAGCGAUUUCUGCUUUAAUUUACUCAAGUUGAGCAAGCUAGCUCAUGGCAUCCAGUUUUUGACUUUUCAUUCAAAUGAAUUGCUUUCUCUUUGAGUCUCGAAAUGCUACCAAUGGCUGUGUGAAUAGUAUGAUCAAUAAACAACACAAAUGUCAGACACCAAAAAACGAUUUGCUCAGAAAAACAGGAGUCAUUAUUUUGUUGUGGUUCAAGUCUGAGCCAUCACUUGUAAUCUUUUGAAAAAAGACUCUGGAAUUUCUACAUUUACAGAAUGCAGUGUAUUUUAAUUUCUUGCGUUUUGGCAAUCCUGCGUUAUUGUGACCACUGACACUAUAUGGUAAAAUAUAUUAAUAAUAUUAAUUCCACUGCAAAGCUGACAGGUCAUAAACUACUGUAAAUAUCUAAAGUAUCCUUCAUCACAGACAAAAACUGUCAUCUAUGCACUAAAACGGAAAUAUUAUCAAAAACACCAGAAAGAGAACCGUCCCUUUAAGGGAAAAAAUUCACCCAUAAAUAUCUGCAGAUCAUAAGACAAACACCCAGAGUAGAUGCAUGUAAUGCCCUGCUUCACUUCUCCACGUUAGACAAAUUACUCACAAUGAUGUUGUUGAGAAGAACUAUACUUUGGUUUAAUAUGGAAAGUAGUCAUUUCUGUUCAUGGUAUGAAUUGUCAUUGUCUUUCAAUCGUCAACUCCAAUCAUCAUAUACUUGAAUAAUUAUAUAUACACACGUGUGGGUCUUUGUCUGCAUCGAUACAGCAAGUCACCAUGUCAGUACAAUGCUUCUGUCUUCUUAAACGUAUCUUGAA